GAGAAAGAGGGUGGAAGAGGGAGUGUGUGAGAGAGAGCGUGGAAGAGCGAGAGAGAGGGUACAGAAGUGGUCCUUCAUAGUAGGGCGCGCGGGACUCAGGAAGCGCACGAGAAUGUAGUCAGAGGACGUUUGCUACGGAUGAUACAAUUAACAGUAACAUUGGGACGUUUGGAGGAUACGAGAAAACAUCGAUAAUUCAAAUUGAAUGCACUUGUAUUCAAAGAACAUGAUGGAACAUGGACGAAAGAUGGAACAUGGACGAAAUAAGAAUAAGAGAGGUAAGACAGUUCGCAGAGAAUAUGUUUUUUCCCCCUCUCAUAGACAAGCUAAGUGAAAAUAUUGGCAGUUAAUCGCUGUGGACAUUUUUUUUUUUGCACAACUAAAUACCAUUCGAGAUGGAUUUUCUAAAUGUAUCCAAUGAUGCGGAAAAUGCAUCCAUAACCAGUCCCAAUUCCACAAGAAGCCAGUACUCCUUGGCCACUAUCUACGGGCUGACAGGAUUAGUGGGCUUUCUUAUAUUGUUUACAAUUGUCGGCAACGUUUUGGUGGUAAUCGCUGUGCUAACAAGCAGGGCGCUUAAACCUCCCCAGAACCUUUUCCUGGUGUCUCUGGCCAGUGCAGACAUUCUGGUGGCAACAUUAAUCAUACCAUUCUCAUUAGCCAACGAACUUAUGGGCUAUUGGUUUUUCGGGAAAGUUUGGUGUGACAUUUAUCUGGCACUAGACGUCCUCUUCUGCACCUCCUCAAUUGUCCACUUGUGUGCCAUCAGCCUGGACCGCUAUUGGUCCGUCACACAGGCGGUGGAGUAUAACCACAAACGGACACCCCAAAGGGUCAAGGCUAUGAUUGUGGUGGUGUGGCUUAUCUCUGCUGUGAUCUCUUUCCCGCCUCUUAUCUCCAUGGACCGCGAUGAUAACAGCGGGGAUGCCCUGGCCCCCACAUGCCAGCUGAACGACGUGACGUGGUACAUUCUGUACUCCAGCAUCGGCUCCUUCUUUGCGCCCUGUGUCAUCAUGAUCCUGGUCUACAUCCGCAUCUACCAGGUGGCCAAGAAACGGAGCCGGAGCAUGUCGGAGAAGCGGCACGAGGCCGAGGGGGAGAAUGGCAUGGGCCAGCGCAACCUGUGUCGGGGCAACAGCACGGACAAGGAGAAUGGCCACUGUCCCUCCCCGAAGCCCGCCGACGAGGACCUGGACUUGGACCUGGAGGACAGCAGCUCGUCUGACGAGAAAAGCAAAAAGCCACACCACCACCACCACUCCAGCAAACAAAACCCUGAGCUGUCCUGCAAGAAGGAGGCGAGAGCCAGCCGCAAGGACAGCUCCAGCUCCAAGCAGUCCAGCCGCAAGUCCAGGGCCAGCGGCAAAUCUCUGGACCUGUUCUCCUCGCGAAGGAAGAGAAGAAGCACCGUCUCCAAGAAGAAAAUCUCCCAAGCCAGGGAGAAGCGCUUCACCUUUGUCCUGGCCGUGGUCAUGGGUGUGUUUGUGGUCUGCUGGUUCCCCUUCUUCUUCAGCUACAGCCUGUACGGCAUCUGCCGAGAGCCCUGCGCCAUCCCCGAGACCCUGUUCAAGUUCUUCUUUUGGAUCGGCUACUGCAACAGCUCCCUUAACCCGGUGAUCUACACCAUCUUCAACCAGGACUUCCGGAGAGCCUUCCAGAAGAUUCUGUGCAAGUCCUGGAAGAGGUCGUUCUGAGUCGUAAAAGAGAAUUUAUGGAGCCCGUGGCCUCUAAUGUGAUCAUGCCCAGUGCACAGUGCUUGAUCAGAUGAUAUGGGCCACGACAGACGGUGUCCGGUGGAAGGGUCCUGUUCAGCUAAUGUGUUUGGCUUCUCUCCGUAGGCCUUGACAAUCUCCAUGUGACUGAUGUGCAGUGUGUGUGUGUGUAUGUGUGUGUGUGUGUGUGUGUGUGUGUCUUAUGUGCUGUGCUUGGUGGGUGCAGGGUGGCAAGCAGGAGUCCUGUGGGCUGGGAAGCUAGCAGGGUAUUUUAGGAGAUGCCCACCCACUCUUUUUCACUCGAUCACCAUUAGCACGCAGCUCUGCCAUGUUAAUGACGUCCCGAGGCACUGUUCAGUAUCAGGAAACUGUUUUUAUGAUGACUUUGCACAUAUGUCUUUAGUGUCAUCCUUGUGUCUCUGUGUUACAACGACCUGACAGAUAAUUCAGAUCUGGAGAAAAAAAGAGCAGACACUUUAAUAUUCUUUCCUGUCCUCAGUAAGACAAAAUGGACACAUCAGGUAACCUUGAGAAAGAGAGAGCGAGAACAAAAUGAUCUCCACAAACUCUUGUUUCGACCCUAAAUGGUAAAUGUAUUCUGUCGACUUCUCCCAGCUGUGACAGCGGAUCACUUAAUGCUCCUGUGGGAUUUUAUUUCUGACAAAACAGGAAUCCAAGACUGAUCCUUGGCUCAGUGUUUCUGAUCCGUCUUGCAACAGCAUCCUCUCACUGACUCUCUGACUCGCUCUUUGUCUUUAUGUGUGAUGCCAUUGAAAUAAGUAAAACAAUCUAAAUAUAUAGUAUAUAUAUAUGAUAUUUAUAUAGAAUUAUUAUUAUUUAUUCAUCUAUCGAUGAUGAAAAUUGUUUUUAUCCUACUGCAGGCCUCUAAGAUAUAUCAUAUGGCUCUUGUCUCAUGUAUAUACAUAUAUUUAUACAGAUUUUACUGGUGUUCUGGUGUGGAUAAUGACACCAUUAUUGACCUGAGGACUUGAUGUUUUCUCUACCCUUACUUGCUUACAUGCUGAUGUUGUACAUUUCUUUAAAGUUUCAUUUAUUUUGCUUUUGAAAGAAUCUGCUCAUGUUCGGCUCAGCUUUGUCCAACCCCUAAGCACACAAACACAGAACAAAAGCAAGAGAAGAAAUGGUCAAACGGGUCAGUAUCACUUCAUAUGUUUACUGCAGAGUUGAAAACAAAUUUGUGGUUGCGUGGUUACACACAGAGAGCACUGAGUUAGGCCUCUAGCGUUUUCUGCCACAGGGAGUGAUUUUGAACAAACUCCAGAUCCCAGAUCCGUUGUUGAGUCAUGUCAUUUUACUACAUUUUACUGACCUCCACUUAAAAAAGUGGCUAUUUUAAGCUGUUGAGGACAUUCCCAAAUAAAGUAAAUAAAAUGA
Messenger RNA from Alosa alosa (allis shad), 3107 nucleotides. It is a transcript of the gene adra2c, whose product is annotated as adrenoceptor alpha 2C. Gene Ontology annotation, cellular component: membrane. Gene Ontology annotation, molecular function: alpha2-adrenergic receptor activity. The record is from RefSeq and is a predicted model, not a curated record. NCBI's taxonomy places the organism in Eukaryota, Metazoa, Chordata, Actinopteri, Clupeiformes, Clupeidae. Gene Ontology annotation, biological process: regulation of smooth muscle contraction; regulation of vasoconstriction; platelet activation. The coding region runs from base 396 to 1694 and encodes 432 amino acids. The transcript has a single exon.